Psylliodes chrysocephalus is the source of this 863-nucleotide messenger RNA. The record is from the annotation of a GenBank genome assembly. Lineage: Eukaryota; Metazoa; Arthropoda; Insecta; Coleoptera; Chrysomelidae.
AGGAAGGAGAUACUAAGAAAAAAAAGAUUCUCUUCUGACCUCAUUCCGCCGGGAAAGACAAAAAUGUACACCCCAUUCAGGAGAUGGAAUGGACGAUGUUUAUAUAUCACACUGGUUUGCAUUUAAACACAUGCAAUUUCUAAUGGAUAAGUUUAAACCUAGAAAAACUAUUGACAAUGUUUCAUCGGUCACCCAUGGUUCACCUGAUGACGUAGAAGAUAUUAAUUUAAACGAUAGUAAGAACGAAAAUACAACAGCUCAGGAUAAAGAAAAUCCUGCGAAACAGGGACAAAAAAGUCACCACGAUAUGCAACUAAAAAACACAACUAAAUCCGACAAAAAACGACAACGACAAGAGGAUCCUCGCAUAGAUGAAGCAUAUUCUAUUCUAAAAGAUUCAUUAGCGCAAAAAACUAGAGACGAAAGCACAGUAUUUGGGGAGCAUGUGGCUAAUAAACACCGCAAAUACAAUUCAAAAAUUCGAAGCAUCGUCGAACAUAAAAUUAAUGACAUACUAUUUCUAGCGGAUAUGGGAUAUUUAUCUCAAAGUUCCUACCACCAGGCGUCACAAUCUCCGCAUGGAUCAACCUAUAUAUAUUCAAUCCUCCACAUCCUCUUCUCAACCAAAAUCUUUUCAUGCUGUUACUACACCUUAUCAAACGCCAGCACCAUUGCCAUCUCCGCAAAAUGAAGAUAUUAUUACUACACAAUAUGAGUAUGAACAGCCAACCAAAAAUAUCAUGCAGGUUGCCACUGAAUUUACGGGAGAAUAAAAACGCUACUGUUUGUUGAAUAACUAGUUUGGGUUUUUUAUUUGUAUGUGUUCUUGAAAUAUAUCUGAUUUUGUAAAUAAAAAAAAAAUA